AUGGCCCCCUGGACCUUCUUAGCAUUGAUGCUCGCUGGCCGUCUUAUGCUCGACCUACACUUGCAUACCAUGUUCCACGACCGCCCUGACUUUCAUUGGGCGCGCAAAGGAGUACUUUUCAGCACUAAGAGUCUACUCGCAUUCGAUGCUUGGAUGUUGUUAAUUGAGCAGAUGGGAGUGCUAUUCGUCACAUUCAUCAAGCCGAUCACCGUCGUCAUUUUACAUGUGUUCGAUGUUCAGGUAUUCCUUCUACCGGCUUCUUAUGCCAUUGCAUUUGAUGAGAUCAAGGCCAUUAUGUUUACGCAUUGA
Molecule: messenger RNA, 309 nt
Organism: Penicillium antarcticum
Lineage: Eukaryota; Fungi; Ascomycota; Eurotiomycetes; Eurotiales; Aspergillaceae
Exons: 1
Coding region: 1-309 (102 amino acids)
Source: RefSeq, a predicted model, not a curated record